UCAAUUAUCCGAAAACAAACCCGGUUAGCGCAGAGAUCUCGGUUUUAUUCGGCCCCUCGAUUCGAGGAAAAGAAGCUGACCUCCGUCGCACCGUGCUUCGAUCCCAUCUUAACCGGCGGUACACCGGACUUCUCGUGGUUUCUCUCGCCAUCUUCUCCACCCGUGUGGUUUUUAGAAGGGAUUUGGCAUGCUUUUAAGAAGAUAUAUAAGAUUGCAAUGCGUGGUGCAAGAUAUACUAUGACCACUCAAGGCGUUAGACCGAGGCUGAGGAUAGUCGGCGUUGUGAUUUUAGCUGCGUGGAUUGGGCUUGCGGCAUUGUUUGGUCUGUUAAAACCUAUAAAGAGUGGGUGUACUAUGACUUACAUGUAUCCCACUUACAUUCCUAUCUCUGUGACGGACGGUGCAACUCCUCCUGGGAGAUAUGGACUUUACCUUUACCAUGAAGGAUGGAGGAAGAUUGAUUUUAAGGAACACCUCGAUAGACUUAGCGGUGUUCCAGUUCUUUUCAUCCCAGGCAAUGCCGGUAGUUACAAGCAGGUCAGGUCUGUGGCAGCAGAGUCUGAUAGAGCAUACCAGGGAGGCCCAUUUGAGCGCACAUUCUACCAGGAAGCUUCUCUAUUCCGUGGAGAAGGAGCAGAUACAGAGUCUGUAGAAUAUGAUAUGCCUAGUCAGUACAGUAACAGGCUAGAUUGGUUUGCUGUGGAUCUUGAAGGUGAACAUUCUGCAAUGGAUGGUCGCAUCCUUGAGGAGCACACUGAAUAUGUAGUAUAUGCCAUUCAUAGGAUUCUAGAUCAAUAUAAGGAAUCUCAUGAAACCAGAGAAAGGGAAGGUGCCGCUGCCUCCAGUAACAUACCACGUAAUGUGAUAUUGGUUGGGCAUUCUAUGGGUGGUUUUGUUGCCAGAGCUGCUGCAGUCCAUCCUCGUUUGCGGAAAUCAGCUGUGCAGACCAUUCUAACUCUCUCAAGUCCACACCAAUCACCUCCUCUGGCAUUGCAGCCGUCCUUGGGGCAUUACUUUGCUAAGGUGAACCGAGAAUGGAGAAAAGGGUAUGAAGUUCAAACAUCCCCUGGGGGAAGUCAUGUGUCUGAGCCAUUACUAUGCGGAGUUGUUGUUGUUUCCAUUGCUGGUGGCUACAAUGACUAUCAGGUGCGAUCGAAGUUAGAAUCACUUGAUGGUAUUGUCCCUUCAAGUCAUGGUUUUAUGAUAAGUAGUACAAGCAUGAAAGAUGUGUGGCUGUCAAUGGAACAUCAAGCGAUUCUAUGGUGUAACCAAUUGGUUGUUCAAGUUUCACAUACACUUCUUAGUUUGGUGGACUCAAAAACUAGUCAGCCAUUUUCUGAUACUCAAAUGAGACUCUGGGUUUUGACCAGAAUGCUUCAAAGUGCAUUAUCACAAAGCUUCAAUGGAAUCACACCCAUGAAAGUCUCUCAUGAGUUACCCAUGUUGGCCUCAAAGGGCUCUGAAUCACAAACUUCUACCUGUGGCCUGGAUUGGAGGGAAGAUGCUCUCGAUAGGGAUCUGUACAUACAAACGAGUACUGUUACAAUAUUAGCUAUGGACGGGAGAAGGCGCUGGUUGGACAUAGAAUCAUUGGGAUCAAAUGGAAAGAACCACUUUAUCUUUGUUACAAAUCUGGCACCUUGUUCUGGUGUAAGACUCCAUCUAUGGCCUGAGAAGGAGAAGGAGAAGGAGAAUUCAAAUUUACCAGUUUGUGAAAGAGUUCUGGAAGUUACGUCAAAAAUGGUUCUCAUUCCAGCAGGCCCUGCGCCAAAACAGUCGGAACCAGGGAGUCAAACCGAGCAAGCUCCCCCAUCUGCAGUGCUAAAGCUAGGACCUGAAGACAUGCAGGGAUUCAGAUUCUUGACUAUCUCAGUUGCGCCUCGCGAAGCAGUUUCCGGUAAACCUCCUGCGGCGGUUUCUAUGGCAGUAGGGCAAUUCUUUAACCCUGAGGAAGGGGCCAUGGAGGUCUCAUCUUCAUCUAUGCUCUUAUCCGCUUACUGGACAAAGGAGCUAUUUUUGAAGGAGGACCAUCCUCUAGCUUACAAUCUAUCAUUUGCUAUCAGCUUAGGUCUACUUCCCAUAACACUGUCCCUGAAAACAGCUGGAUGUGGAAUUAAAACUUCUGGUUUACCAGAUGGCGAAACUGGAGACUUGGAUAAUGAUAAGCUUUGCAAAUUGCGUUGCUUCCCACCUGUUGCACUUGCCUGGGAUUCUACAUCUGGACUUCACGUGUUUCCCAAUCUCUACAGUGAGACUGUAGUUAUUGAUUCUUCACCAGCUCUUUGGAGUUCUCAGAGUUCUGAGAAAUCUACUGUUAUGCUACUGAUUGAUCCUCAUUGCUCGUACACUGCAAAUGUUCAUGUCUCUGCUCCUGCUGUGUCCGGCAGAUUUGUACUUCUAUAUGGUCCUCAGAUAGUUGGCUUCUCAUUUGCCAUUACAUUGUUUACCCUUAUGCGGCAAGCUAAUCAAUGGGACCACAAACAAGCUGUGCCACCAUUGCUCUCUGCUGUAGAGUCCAACUUAGAACUGCCAUCUCCAUUUCUGCUUCUAGCUGCUUUCCCUCUUCUUAGUGCUUUGCUCUUCUCCUUCCUAAUGGCGCAACCAUUUCCUCCCCUCGCAAGCUUCACUGUUGUCUCGUUUAUCUGUUAUUUGUUGGCGAAUGCCUUCAUCAGUGUGUUAGUUAUUGUCUCCAAGUUUGUCUUCCAAGCGUCGGCUCUUGUCCACACCACUGUUAAAUCAAAAUGCCAAAAUUUGGAAAGAAGCUCGUCUCUUGCUUCUAGCCUAGUCUGUCUAAAGCAGGCAAUCCGAAUUCUGAAGCUCAACACAACAAUUGUUAUGACACUAGUAGCGGUUACCUUGGUGUCCUUUGUUCAUCCUGCUCUGGGUCUUUUUGUACUACUAGCCUCUCAUGCCCUUUGCUGCCAUAACUCAAUGUUCUGUAUCAUGAUGGCAUCGAGGAGAAAAGAACCAGUCGACCAGAAAACUGAAGCCGAGCAAAAAACUCGACAUACCUCAGGGAAACAAGAACCCUUAUCAGCAGACACGUCUGAAAAAUCAUUUGUUGAGACACAAGCUGACAUCUUCAACCACAGACACGGCUUACUAAUAUUGCAUCUCCUUGCAGCAAUGAUGUUCGUACCCUCUCUUGCCGCUUGGUUCCAGCGUAUUGGAACGGGACAAAGCUUCCCUUGGUUUGCUGAUUCAGCUCUCUGUGUUGGUGUAAUCUUCCACGGAGUAAUGAACUCGAGACCCGAGUCAAGCAUCCUCCGCUCUUUCCCAUCUGUCUUGGGGCACCAGCUUCGUCCACAUCAUAUUUAUCUCCUGGCGGGUUACUACUGCUUCUUCUCUGGACUAGAGUUGGCUCCUUACAAAGUGUUCUACGCUAUAGCUGCUUUAGGAUACAUCUCUUUGAGUCUUAAGAUCUCACAGGUGAACAAUAACGACCUUCGGUUCCGUACCAAAAGCAGAAUUCACAGACGCUGAGCUCUUUAGUCCGAACUAUAGAAUAUUCAAAUAGUGGAUCUUCACUGCUCAAUGAACGGAAAUGAAAUCAAAGAGAAUUUUGUUAUGGUUUCAAUCUUCAUCAGUAAUGUUAGUUAGUUAGAUUCAGAAUUGGUUUCAUUGUUUUUUCUGCAGCGUGUUUGUUUGUCGUAUACGUUACACGACUACAAAGGGCUCGAUUGCUUGGACCAGGCUACUAUGAUUAUUUUUGGAUGAUAGGGUUUAAGUAAUUAGCCGAGAGAGCAGAUUGUAUGUUUGGAUCGUAUGUAUGCAUAUGCUUAAUGAGAUUUAAUACUAUGUCAAGGUUUAUGA
This is a messenger RNA of Brassica rapa (field mustard), 3813 nucleotides long. RefSeq lists its product as uncharacterized. Gene Ontology annotation, molecular function: hydrolase activity, acting on ester bonds. Lineage: Eukaryota; Viridiplantae; Streptophyta; Magnoliopsida; Brassicales; Brassicaceae. The record is from RefSeq and is a predicted model, not a curated record.